Molecule: messenger RNA, 1779 nt
Organism: Leptosia nina
Lineage: Eukaryota; Metazoa; Arthropoda; Insecta; Lepidoptera; Pieridae
Source: the annotation of a GenBank genome assembly
AUGUCUGUAAUUUUUCGGACUUUCAAAUUUAAUCUCCAUAGAAAAUCAGUCAAUACACCAUACUGUAAAUGUUUUAUUUUUAGAAAUGCCUCGGGGAGUCCUAAAAAGUUUAUUACUUUUGACGAAGUAAUAGCCCAAAGAAGAGCAGAGGCUCGACGAAGUCUUGUUGUACAAGUAAACUCGGAGUCUUCAUUCGAUGAAUUAUAUGGCUAUUGUUCAAAAUAUUCAAUUGUCAAUGAUGUACACCACUAUCAAAAUUCAAACAAUGAGCAUUACAUGCUCAUCGAAUUUGGUUCAGAAGAUAGCAAGAGGGAAGUCCUGAAAGCUUGCAGUGCACAUCAAAAAAGUACAGAUAUCAUGCCUGUUCAGUCACCUUUCCUUUGGUUUCGUGCUGCGUCUGGAACUAAAGAAAAAUUCUCUAAUACCAAGAAAUCUUUAGCAGUUAAACAUGGUAAUAGUAAAGUUGAUGAAGAUAUGCUGUUUAAGGAGUUGCUAAAUUGUGAGUCAGUCUCGGAUCAGUUGCUCCUGUUGUAUAAUAAAACAAAGUUAAAUGAUAUGGAUAUUAGACUGAGAUUUAUGGUGGCUAGGCAGCUAGAAGCCAUAUUUAGCAGUAUUUAUGCAAAUGUGGCUAUAAAACCAUUUGGGUCAUCAGUGAAUGGAUUUGGCAAAAUGGGCUGUGAUUUAGAUCUUGUUUUGACUAAUACUGUAGCUCCUGAAAUGAUGGAAGCAAGUCGAAGAUUAGUUUUCCAAGAAAAGAUAUGUGAAGGUGGUCGAAGUCCUUGGCAAAGGCAUAUGGAAUUAGUGGCGACUUUACUGGAACUUAGAGCACCUGGAGUUGCCAGGGUGACAAGGAUUUUAAAUGCUAGAGUGCCCAUUGUUAAGUACUCACAUGAAAUGACAGACUUGGACUGUGAUCUUUGCUACAAUAAUACUUCUGGUGUAUAUAUGUCAGAACUACUUUGGUUACUAGGAACUUUGGACUAUAGAGUACAACCCCUUACAUUUGCAGUCCGUAUGUGGGCCCGGGCAUGUUCUCUAACAAGUCCACAUCCAGGGCGAUGGAUUACUAAUUUUCCCUUAACACUUAUGGUUCUUUUCUUCUUACAACAGAAAAGACAUGAUGGAAUCAUUCUGCCCAGUUUGAACAACCUAAUUAAAAUGGCUGGCAAGGAUGACAUUAGAAUAGCUGAAGAGAAUCUCAACUGUACAUUCCUCCGGGACCUAAAUAAACUUCCCGAAGACAGUUACGGACAAAGCAAUGACAGCUUACAAACCCUCCUUUUCCAAUUUUUUGAAUUCUAUGCACAGUUUGACUUUCAAGAUAGAGCUGUUUCCCUUAAUGAAGGUGUUGCCAUUCGAAAACCAAACUCACUCCCGCUAUACAUAGUUAAUCCACUAGAACAGGUUCUAAAUGUUAGCAGGAAUGUAAGCUUUGAGGAGUGUGAGAGACUGAAAAUGGAAGUACGAAAUGCAGCGUGGCAUUUAGAAAGUCUAUUAGAUGGAAAAAAGACUGAUGACUGGGGUAUACUUGGUCUAUUAGAGAAGCAAACUACUAGAAAUCUAAAGAAAUUACUUAAAGUAGGAAAUAACCAUAGACUGGUCUCAGUUAAAGAUUUAUUUGUAGCAGAAACACCAGAAGUAAAUACCAAAUCAGACAGAAUCAGUAAAACUGAACAAUCUAUUAAAGACAGUCUUGAUAGCAAAACGCGAAAUUUGAAGUUUAAAAACACUCAGGUAGCAAAACAGGUUUACAGGAUAAGACGGAAUAAAUUGUUAUGA